Messenger RNA from Acaulospora colombiana, 558 nucleotides. The record is from the annotation of a GenBank genome assembly. NCBI's taxonomy places the organism in Eukaryota, Fungi, Glomeromycota, Glomeromycetes, Diversisporales, Acaulosporaceae.
AUGGAGAUGGAACCGAACGCGUCGCCAAAGAUAAUAGAAAGGAUGGAGUACCGAUAUUUGGGUCGCAGUGGACUCAAAGUAUCCGUUCUUUCUCUUGGAGGCUGGGUUACUUUUGGUGGACAAGUUCCUCCUGGUGAGAUAGCUUUUGACAAUGGAAUCAACUAUUUUGACACUGCGGAGGUCUAUGCGGGCGGAAAAUCCGAGAUCGAUAUGGGAAAUGCUAUCAAGAAAUUGGGAUGGAAACGUUCGGACUUUGUGAUAUCGACAAAAAUAUUCUGGGGUGGCAAGGGACCGAAUGAUCGAGGUUUAUCGAGGAAGCAUAUAAUCGAAGGCUUAAAUGCGUCGUUGAAAAGAUUAGGAUUGGAAUACGUCGACAUAGUGUACGCUCAUAGACCGGAUCCCGACACUCCUAUGGAUGAAAUAGUACGCGCCUUUAACUUUGUGAUUGAUCAAGGUAAAUCAUUCUAUUGGGGGACUUCCGAGUGGUCGGCUCAACAAAUUACGGAGGCCAUCGAGGUUGCAAAUCGAUUGGGACUUAUUUCCCCAUUGGCUGAACAG